Molecule: messenger RNA, 4040 nt
Organism: Nasonia vitripennis (jewel wasp)
Lineage: Eukaryota; Metazoa; Arthropoda; Insecta; Hymenoptera; Pteromalidae
Product: nudC domain-containing protein 1
Exons: 5
Coding region: 2034-3698 (554 amino acids)
Source: RefSeq, a predicted model, not a curated record
AGUCGCCUUCGUUUUGGAGCAGCUGCAGCACAGGAGGCAUCAGCCGAUGAUCGGUAAGAUGCGAAAAGAGGGUCGCGAUGACCGCCGUCUCGUUUGACCGCUACGAGACAGUCUGGCUGAAGGAGGCCGAGAACGCCGCCGAGAACGCCGCCGUUGUCGGCGGGCCCGAGGACGACGACGAGAAGUGUCCCCUGGAGGGGUGCCCCCUGUGCGCCGCCAACAGCGGCAACGGCUUCGAUGAGGCCCACGAAUUCGGCGACAGACCCUAUGGGCCCAACGGAUACCUGCCUCACGUCAACGAGGACGUCGGCAGCGCGAACAACGCAAGCUCGCCACCCACGGUUCCUCUCUGCGUCCUCGGCGACGUGCAGCUGCGCUUCCUCUGCCCCGACGACCUGGAGGAGGUUCGUGCACUUUGUCAAGACUGGUUCCCCAUAGAUUAUCCCUACUCGUGGUACGAGGACAUAACGAGUUCGUCGCGUUUCUACGCGCUGGCAGCGGUCUACGGCGGAGUCAUCAUAGGCCUGAUCGUCGCGGAAAUCAAGCCAUACGCCAAGCUCAACAAGGAGGAUCGGGGCAUCCUGUGCUCUAGUUUCGGUAUAGAUUCUCUAGUCGGUUACAUACUUAGUCUCGGCGUGAGGAGAGCUUACCGCCGAAACGGCAUUGCCUCACUGCUUCUGGAGCAGUUGCUGGCCCAUGUCACUGCCCCGGAACGCUCGUCCGUCAAGGCGGUGUUCCUACAUGUGCUGUCGAGUAACGGGCCGGCGAUUCGUUUCUACCAGAGAUGCCAUUUUCGUCUACACAGUUUUCUUCCUUAUUACUAUUACAUAAGAGGAAAGUGUAAAGAUGGCUUUACCUAUGUACUCUACGUUAAUGGUGGACACGCUCCUAGAGGCCUUUGGGACUGGAUGAGGCACUUAGCUGGAUCUGUUGCCAGUCUAGGUCCUUGUAGGGUGCCACGCUGGAUCUGGCAGCGCUUGUUGUGGGCAGCUACGCUAUUUUUCUACCACAGAUGAUACCCUCUCACGAUGUAAUCAUGUUUCCCUACCAAAGUCUAACCAUUCAUUAUUCUAAUAUGGGCACAUAAGAUCUUCAGUGAGAUUUUGUCUGGACCUUAAUACACAAUGUGUUUUUUCAUUCAUUCUUUUUCAUUGUAAUUUUUUAAUGCAUUUUUGUGAUUAUUACAAUUAAUAUUUAAAAAGAUUCUUAUUCUUAUUAUUUAUGACAUAAAGUAUAGUUUAAUAUAUGAUUACGGAACAGUUAACACCUUGAAAGUAACUUUGUUACUACUGAGAUUUUGUCUGGACCUUAAUACACAAUGUGUUUUUUCAUUCAUUCUUUUUCAUUAUAAUUUUUUAAUGCAUUUUUGUGAUUAUUACAAUUAAUAUUUUAAAAGAUUCUUAUUCUUAUUAUUUAUGACAUAAAGUAUUUUUUAAUAUAUGAUUACGGAACAGUUGACACCUUGAAAGUAACUUUGUUACUACUGUAUAUAAAUACUGAAAUCUGACCUAUAGAAUCACGUUUUAUUUAUUAUUAUAACAUAAUAUGUUACAUUUACAUAGAAGGACUGCGAUAUGAAAUAGAGAUACUCUCGUGUAUUGAAAAAAUUCAUAACAAAAAAGAUUGAUACUUUGUUAAAUAUUAUUAAAUAAAUAGCUUUUUAAUAAAUAUUAUGUUAUAUAUAUACAAGAAAAAUUAUAUAUACAUGAUGUAUAAUAAAGUUAUAUAUAUAAUACUCAUAUAUACAUGAAUACAAUGAUUAAAACAAUUCUUAGAUAUAUGUAUGAACUUAAACCUGAAUACCCCGUUUGUAAUAAACAGAUAUGUUAAAGAAAAUUUUUCAGUUUUUUUUCCGUUAUUAGAUUUUAUUUUGAUUCCUGUGUUAGAUAGUAUCUACCUAAGUAUCGCGUGAAUGAAGUAUCUGUACUUAUUAUAGGUAUACCUAAGUAUACAGUGCAGCCGAGCGCUUGCGACGGCUUAGCUUAUGCAUCUACCUAUAUAUCUUUCAAACAAUAUCAUUCGUAUAUGUCACGAUGACGAAAAUCGUCGAUCUUCGUCCUGAUAAAAAAUUACUAAAUUCCAAGUUUGAAAAGUAUCAGUUUUGCUCUGAUACUGCAACCCCUAAAUGUGAAAAAGAAUUAAAAACUGAAGUUUUACGUUUGGAACUGAAUUCAUCUCAGGAUUCUUGGUUAGAAGCAAGAUUGUUUGCCUUUCAUAAUCAUUUGUUUAAAAAUCCUUAUGAUUCUACCUGUUGUUUUAUUGACAACAAUGGAGGUAUUUGGAAAUUUGCAAAUGAUGGCUCGCUGGAUUUAAUUUACACAAGUAAAAAUAUUGACAGUAAAUCAUCAGAUUGUCUGUACAACCCUUCUCUUGCUUUUGCAUCAAAGAAUAUAAUUAUCAUUUGCAAUGGAGGUGGAAAACUUGAAUUUCUGAUAAAAAAAGAUGAAAGUUUCAACAAUUUUACAUUUGACAUUGAAACUGCAGUUGUUUUAGAUGCAAGGUUUGUAAAAGAAAAUUCAAAAAUUGUUGUUGCUUUGUAUAAAAUAGAUGAGGAGAAAGGAAAGAAAUUUUCGAGACUUAUAUACUUAUCUUACAUUUAUGAUGAAAAUUCAGAAGAUCAAUCACAAGCUUUAAAAUUACUAAGAACCCAAAACUUAAGAGUCAAAGGUGCAGUUGAACACGUUUAUAUUGAAAAGAAUGGAAAUUUCAGCCAUAUUAUUAGUCAAGAUCAUGUUGAAUUUGAUUAUGAUUCUUUAAAUCCUAUAAAAAAUAAAGAUGAGCCAAAUCAAUCUACAAAUGAAUCGCAAAUAAAAAUUCCCCAAUAUUGCUGGUCACAAGAUGAGGAUUCAAUUACAGUCUAUACUAAAAUUUCUGAAAAAUAUAGUAAAGUUACUGCAAAAGUAGAAGCUACACCAACUUCUUUGACAAUUUCUGUAGGUGAUGUUGUACUUUUAAGUGGAGAAACACCCCACAGACUGGAAUCAGAUUUGACUACGUGGAAACGUAAAGAGGAUACUCUAGAAGUUGAACUAAGCAAGUCUGAGAAUGGUUUAAUGUGGAGUGAACUAUUAAAAGGUGAUACUGGAGGGGAAUAUCUACCAAAUGAGGCACUAGCUGCUGAAAUUCAUUCAAGAUUAUCCCAUUUAUGUUCAAGUGAACAAGAGUCAAAUACACAAGGGCAGCCUGCUAUUGGUUUUAAUUCAGAACAGUUAGAAGAAUGUGAUUUAAGUGGUUCAGAAAAUAUUCUUCAGAGAAUUGAUUUAAAUGCUCAUAAUAUCACACAUAUGGCUAUGCUUGGCAGUAGCAAUAGAGUUUUAUUCACAGAAAAACAAUCUUCUGGACAGAUAAUAUGCUUGCGGCAUGAUCAUGAUGGUUGUACUUGGCUCAUGAGAGAAUCUGAUGACGAGGAUUGGGAUUUGGAGCAUAUCUACACUUUCCCUGGAUUCGGAUAUGUUGAAGCUAGUAAAACAAACAAAAAAUUUUGUGUUUCCCCACCUGAUGGCUCAUACAUAGCUAUUGUAGAACAUACAAGACAUGCAUUUUUGUACGAGAAACCAGAAACAAAUGCAACUACAGGAAGGCAAAGAAUUUUGGAUUUCGGUAGCGAAAUGUCUCCCAUUUUAGGAGCGACGACAUUGAAGAAAUACUUAAUAAUAUUGACAAAAGAUGCGUUGUAUCAAUUGCAGGUCUAUUCAUAAUUCAUUUAUUUCUAAGAUGAUGUAAAUAAAUUUUUGACGGAUUUACAUAUUUACAAGUACUAUUCUGACCUAAGUAACGAGAAAACGAAAACGAACUUUAAAAAAAUAGUUUGACUUAAAUUUAAGUUCCUUUCUACAUUAAACGAUUUAGAAAGGUGUUCUAAUGAAAAGCAUAAGCAAAUAUAUCACUAUCUAGAGUAUUUUUGUUUUAUACAAUUGAUGAAAUCGUUCAUACUGAAAGUUUUAUCAGAUGGCCAAUUCCAAAUGAUUCGAGUUGCUAUAGUUUUAGCAAACGUAACUGCGGCUGUUGGCGGAAUCUCCCAGAGGGAUUGUCGGUUUUGU